GCAAGGGAACGCCUCAUCUCUUAACCGCCUUUUUUAAUCAAACGAAAAAGAGGGAGCGAAACUCACUUCCUCUUUACAUUAGCAUUCGGAGAAGACUCAGAGAAGUUUCUUCAUAGAGUUUCUGCUAUUCGUUUUGCUUGGUAUAACUCGCCUUCUCUAGCUGGAAAAAGGAUAGCAAAAAUGGUUUUAUCGGAUGAUGAAAUCAAGAGGUUGUUUCGAAUCCGAAAGACGGUAAUGCAGAUGUUGAAAGAUAGGGGUUAUUUCGUGGGAGACUUUGAGAUUACCAUGACAAAAGCUCAAUUUAUUUCCAAAUAUGGCGAAAACAUGAAAAGGGAGGAUCUGGUUAUCAAUAAAACUAAGCGAAACGACAACUCUGAUCAGAUAUAUGUUUUUUUCCCUGAUGAAGCAAAGGUUGGGGUCAAGACAAUGAAGACGUAUACUAACCGCAUGAAAUCAGAGAAUGUAUUCAGGGCUGUACUGGUUGUGCAACAGAAUUUAACUCCCUUUGCUCGGACAUGUAUUAAUGAAAUUUCUUCAAAAUUCCACUUGGAGGUUUUCCAGGAAUCAGAGCUCCUAGUCAAUGUAAAAGAACAUUCUCUUGUUCCUGAGCAUCAGGUUCUUACUAAUGAGGAGAAAAAGACUCUGCUGCAAAGAUAUACUGUGAAGGAAACACAGCUGCCCCGUAUUCAGGUGAGCGAUCCAAUUGCAAGAUACUAUGGGCUGAAGCGUGGACAAGUUGUGAAGAUAAUUCGGCCCAGUGAGACUGCUGGUCGUUAUGUCACCUACCGAUAUGUUGUCUAAGCAUGUUUCCUGUUACAUGAGUUCUUUUUUUUGCUCAGUUGUUACAUGAUCAUGUACCGACUUUAUUUAGACGUGGAUACAGGGGUUUAAUUGAAAGCACAACUCUAUAAUUCUAUCAAAUUGGCCAGUGCUCUCAAAACCUAAUGGAUUGUAGUUAGGGGAUGAAGGCAACUGUGAUGCUCUCAAACCUACUUGUAAUGUUUGUGUAAUCCCAUUUAGCUAAUUUCUUUGCGUUCCAAUU
This is a messenger RNA of Theobroma umbraticum, 1042 nucleotides long. RefSeq names its product DNA-directed RNA polymerases II and IV subunit 5A. Gene Ontology annotation, cellular component: RNA polymerase II, core complex; RNA polymerase III complex; RNA polymerase I complex. NCBI's taxonomy places the organism in Eukaryota, Viridiplantae, Streptophyta, Magnoliopsida, Malvales, Malvaceae. The record is from RefSeq and is a predicted model, not a curated record. Gene Ontology annotation, biological process: transcription by RNA polymerase II; tRNA transcription by RNA polymerase III; transcription elongation by RNA polymerase I. Gene Ontology annotation, molecular function: DNA binding.